AUGGAGGAUCCAAAUGAUUCAUUUCCAGAGGAAGUUGCUGCAGUUAAAGAAGACCUGAAGAACAACGACAGUGCUGCAGCAGCUGCAAAGAUUCAAGAAUAUUUAGACAAGCAAAAUGAUGUUCUACUAAAUAUCGCCAUCACAGGCGCGUCUGGAGCUGGUAAAUCCACCUUUAUUAAUGCCCUCAGAGAGCUGUCCGAUGAUGAUGAGAGAGCUGCUCCUACUGGUGUUACAGAAACCACCAUGGUGGUUGAAGAAUACCCCCAUCCAAACUACCCCAAUGUUAGAUUCUUGGAUCUCCCUGGAGUUGGUACCCCAAAUUUUCCAUCUGACACGUACCUGGAACGUGUUGGAUUUGAGAAGUUUGACUUCUUUAUCAUCAUCUCAGCCAGUCGCUUCACAGAAAAUGACAUGAACCUUGCAAAGGAGAUUCAGAAGAUAAAGAAAAAGUUCUACUUUGUUCGCUCAAGGAUUGACAACGAUAUAAAUGCUGAGAAAAGAAAGAAAGACUUCAGUGAAGAAAAGACUCUUGAAAAAAUCAGACAAGACUGUAUUGGAGGUCUUCAGGAACAAGGCAUCAAGUCUCCACAGGUCUUCCUGGUGUCCAGCUUUAAGCUCCGCCGGUACGAUUUCUCUCUCUUACAUGACACCUUAGAGAGAGAACUUCCUGCACACAAGAGAGAUGCUCUGCUGUUUGCCCUGCCCAACAUCAACCUGGAGAUCAUCAGCAAGAAGAAAGAAGCUUUUCAGUCUAAAAUAAAAUACUGGGCUACUCUGUCUGCAGCUGCAGCAGGGGUUCCAGUUCCUGGGUAUUCCAUUUGUAUGGACCUGUCCAUGAUGGUUAAUGUAGCCAUGCGUUAUGUAGUUGGAUUUGGGCUUAAUAAACCAUCACUAGAGCGACUCUCUGCCAGCUCGGGUGUGCCCUACACUGAGCUGCUUAAUGUCCUUAAAUCACCACUGGCUACAGCAAAAAUAACCCAAGAUCUCCUCCUGAAGCUGUUGUCCCAAACGGCCAGCACAGUUGCACUCAUGGCACUAGAGGAAGGAUCCAGGUGGAUUCCAUUAAUAGGAAUCCCUCUGGCUGUGGGCCUCUCCUUCACCACAACCUGCAGCGCUCUGAAUUAUUUCCUCAAUGAGCUCGCUGAUGAUGCUCAGAGGGUGUUUAAAAAGGCUCUGGGUCUGAACACCUCAGUGUGA
Neolamprologus brichardi is the source of this 1197-nucleotide messenger RNA. RefSeq names its product interferon-inducible GTPase 5-like. The record is from RefSeq and is a predicted model, not a curated record. NCBI's taxonomy places the organism in Eukaryota, Metazoa, Chordata, Actinopteri, Cichliformes, Cichlidae. Gene Ontology annotation, molecular function: GTP binding. Gene Ontology annotation, cellular component: membrane.